This is a messenger RNA of Quercus robur (English oak), 3135 nucleotides long. RefSeq lists its product as uncharacterized. The coding region runs from base 1 to 3135 and encodes 1044 amino acids. NCBI's taxonomy places the organism in Eukaryota, Viridiplantae, Streptophyta, Magnoliopsida, Fagales, Fagaceae. The transcript is spliced from 3 exons. The record is from RefSeq and is a predicted model, not a curated record. Gene Ontology annotation, molecular function: nucleic acid binding; RNA-DNA hybrid ribonuclease activity.
AUGGAGGAUUUUAGAGCGAUGUUAGAUGAAUGUGGAUUUCAAGACCUUGGUUUUGUGGGGGGGAAGUUCACAUGGUGUAAUGGGCAUCCGGAUGGCCAUACAAUAUGGGAGAGGUUGGAUAGGGCAGUUGCUACAAUGGAUUGGUUAGGAAAAUUCCCGGCGACGAAGUUUAUUCAUUUGGAGUGUGGUUCCUCUGACCACAAACCAAUUCUUAUUUGUCUCAAUGGAGUGCCUAAGUUCCGUAAUAAACCAUGGAGGUUUGAGCACAUGUGGUUGGAGGAGGAGGGGUGUAGGGAUACGGUGGAGGCGGCGUGGGGUUGUGAUGUUCCUGGCCAAGCUAUGGCUCGGGUUGAAGGCAAGAUCACCCAUUGCCAAGCAAAAUUAAAAUGGUGGAGUCGAAUGUCUAUAGGGAAUAUUACAAGAUUGUUGAAGGAAAAAAAAGAAUUGUUGAGGAAGGCAGAAGAGGCAGCCAUAGCAGGGAGGUCGAUGAACAGGGUGCUUAGGCUGAAAAAAGAAAUUAAUGAUCUACUCUCUAAAGAAGAAAAAAUGUGGAAACAACGAUCCCGAGCUUUGUGGUUGCAUGAAGGUGAUAGUAAUACUCGUUAUUUCCAUAGUAAAGUAUCCCAUAGGUUCAGGAGAAAUAGAAUUGAGCUGCUGGAAAAUCAUAGGGGGGAUAAAUGUGAGGAUGAAAAUGGGAUUGCAAAUAUUUUGGUAGAAUUUUACCAAAGUCUCUUUGCUUCUUCCUUACCAGAUCAGAUUAAGGAAGCCUUAGUAGCCACUCCUAUGGUGGUAUCAGAGGAGAUGAAUCAGGCACUAGUAGCACCUUUUGAAAGAGAGGAAGUGGAGUUGGCUCUGACGCAGAUGGAUCCCCUAAAAGCACUAGGACCGGAUGGCAUGCCACCCCUUUUUUUCCAGCACUUUUGGCCGGCCAUUGGAGAUGAUGUGGUGGAGGCCGUACUCACUUGUCUCAAUUCGGGCUCUAUACCUUCCUCAAUAAACCGAACCUUCAUCACUCUCAUUCCAAAGGUCAAAAGUCCGGUAAGAGUCUCUGACUACCGUCCAAUUGCUCUAUGCAACACUCUAUAUAAGCUUAUUUCUAAGGUACUUGCAAAUAGACUCAAGAUUGUUUUACCAUGUGUUAUAUCUGAUACUCAAAGUGCUUUUCAAUCUAGCAAAGCAAUAUCUGAUAAUAUCCUGGUUGCCUUUGAGACACUGCACCAUAUGAAGAACCAAAAAUCGAAGAAGGGGGGUUUUAUGGCUCUGAAACUAGAUAUGAGCAAGGCGUAUGAUCGGGUGGAGUGGGUGUAUCUGAUAAAAAUAAUGGAGAAAUUGGGUUUUUGUGAAAAGUGGGUGUCCCUUGUCUAUGAAUGUAUUAGCACUGUUUCCUACUCUAUCUUGGUAAAUGGUGAACCGAGGGGUGAUAUUAGACCUUCACGAGGUCUAAGGCAGGGAGACCCUUUGUCCCCCUAUUUGUUCUUAAUAUGUUCAGAAGGUUUGAAUAGAAUGCUUCAAAGGGCAGCAGCGGAGGAUGAUUUACAGGUUAUUCAAAAUAUUCUAUCAUUGUAUGAGAAAGCCUCAGGCCAAAAGUUAAACCGUGAGAAGACAACCAUUUUCUUCAGCAAGGCAGUUCAUGGUGACACAAAGAAUCAACUCUCAAACUUUCUACAGGUGUGGAGACUGCUAAAGGAUCAUAACUCCCUAUUCUUUCGUGUCUUCAAAGCAAAGUACUUUCCAAAUGGUUCAAUUUUUGAAGCCCAUGCAGCUGGGGGGUCUUAUGCCUGGCAGAGCAUUCUCAAAGCCAGAAGGGUGAUUUCGAUGGGGAUGCGAUGGAGGAUAGGGGAUGGUAGAAGUAUUAAUGUUUAUAAUGAUAGCUGGCUGCCUAGGAGGGGUUCGGCUAAAAUUCUGUCUCCACAAUCGGGUGGGCUGGUAGGUGCACGGGUUGCUGCCCUUAUAAAUCCUGAUACAAGGACCUGGGAUCAAAAUGUGUUAAAGCAAAACUUCUUGAGCUUCGAGGUUAGCCGUAUCCAAGCUAUCCCACUGUGCUGGAUGGACCAAGAUGAUUGCUUAAUUUGGCCGGGGUGCAAGGAUGGUAAUUACUCGGUUAAAUCAGGAUAUCAGCUCCUGUGUGAAUCUGAAACUUUGGGUGCUGCAUCAAGCUCGGAUAGUUCGAAGCAAAAUCUCUUCUGGAAGCGUGUAUGGAAGUUACAUAGUCCAAACAAAAUUAAAAUGUUCCUCUGGCGGGUGUGUUCAAAUGCAUUGCCAACCAUGGAAAACUUGAAGCGGAGAAGGGUAUUGGAAGAUGCAAAAUGCAAGGCAUGUCUCGCGGCUGAGGAAGAUACUCUCCACGCUAUCUGGAGUUGCGAGAAGCUUCAACAUAUUUGGUUCCCCUGUUUCAGCUGGGUCCAAACAGAGCAUCCGCAAAUUCCAGAGGUACAAGAGCUUAUUUCUUUGGUCGGACAAUGGAGUGAUAAGCUGGAACUUUUUGCGGUAGUGGCGUGGCUUAUAUGGAAUCAUAGGAACAGGUUGCGCUUGAAUGAAAAGGGUUUAGCCUCGGACAGAAUUCUACAAACGGUUAUGGCAUAUCUUACGGAGUUUCAAGCAAAGCGUCCCAAGGCAGCCCCAAAACCAGCUAAGGGUCUUGUACGUUGGUGUCCGCCUAUGGGUGAACGGUUCAAGACAAAUUACGAUGGGGCUAUGUUCUCUGAAUCGGGAGAGGCUGGUAUAGGGGUGGUGGUUCGGAAUGCAAAGGGUGAGGUAAUCGCUGCUCUUGCCGAGAAGAUUCUGUAUCCGGGUUCGGUGGAAGUGCUGGAAGCUUUGGCUGCGAGAAGGGCUGCUAAUUUCAUUGUUGAGCUGGGCAUUGCAGGUUCGGAAUUUGAAGGAGACUCGGAAGUAAUGUGCAGAGCUUUGAGGUCUACGGAGUCAGGCCAAUCAUCCAUCGGCCAGAUUGUAAAAGACAUUAUGUCUAUUAUUGGUUCACUUAGUUUUUUCUCUUUCUCUCAUAUUAAGCGGCAGGGCAAUUGUGUCGCCCAUGCUUUGGCUAGGAGAGCAAUAGUUUUGUUUCCGUUACUAGUUUGGAUGGAGCAUGUUCCAUCUGAUAUUGAACCUUUUGUUUUUUCAAAUAUUCCGGGGAGUUAA